Messenger RNA from Nycticebus coucang (slow loris), 807 nucleotides. RefSeq names its product prolyl hydroxylase EGLN3-like. Lineage: Eukaryota; Metazoa; Chordata; Mammalia; Primates; Lorisidae. The record is from RefSeq and is a predicted model, not a curated record. Gene Ontology annotation, biological process: peptidyl-proline hydroxylation to 4-hydroxy-L-proline; cellular response to hypoxia. The coding region runs from base 70 to 426 and encodes 118 amino acids. The transcript has a single exon. Gene Ontology annotation, cellular component: cytoplasm; nucleus. Gene Ontology annotation, molecular function: L-ascorbic acid binding; peptidyl-proline 4-dioxygenase activity; ferrous iron binding.
AUCAACAGGCUGGUCCUGUACUGCGGGAGCCGGCUGGGCAAAUACUACGUCAAGGAGAGGUCCAAGGCGAUGGUGGCUUGCUAUCCAGGAAAUGGAACCGGUUAUGUUCGCCAUGUGGACAACCCCAACGGUGACGGCCGCUGUAUCACCUGCAUCUACUAUCUGAACAAGAAUUGGGACGCCAAGCUACAUGGCGGAAUCCUGCGGAUAUUCCCAGAAGGGAAAUCAUUCAUAGCAGACGUGGAGCCCAUUUUUGACAGACUCCUGUUCUGGUCAGAUCGUAGGAACCCACAUGAAGUCCAGCCUUCCUAUGCGACCAGAUACGCGAUGACGGUUUGGUACUUUGAUGCCGCAGAAAGGGCAGAAGCCAAAAAGAAAUUCAGGAAUUUAACUAGGAAAACAGAAUCUGCCCUCACCAAAGACUGACCAUGCCCGACCUUCGCUGGCCUCCUUCAUUUUAGUAACAGUUCCUGAAUUUGCUUUAACAGUCGAGAUCCAAAGAUGACCUCUUGAGUGAUGACAAAUACCCGCCUCCUGCUUGCAGUGUUCACAUCCCUGUCUUAAGUGGUUCUUCGUGUUUUGUUUUGUUUUUCCAAGACGGCAUUGACCUUCAGAUGCUCUCUUUGCCAGAUGAACUCAGGUGCUAACUCCAGAAAUUCCUGCAGAUAUCCUAAUUGGCCAGCUGUUUAACUGAUAGAUGUGGUAAUACCAGCAAUCACGAGAAGAGCCUAGGAGCACAGGCAAGGGGAUGAAUCUUACUUGCACUUUAUGUGUACUUCCUGCUUUGAAAGGAGGAGGUUUGCAGAG